AUGGCCGACGAUACGGCUGCCACAGAGGCGGCACCAGUCAGCUUCACUGUCAAGUCAUCGACUGAUGCCAAGUACAACUUGACUCUUCCGCUCACCACUUUGGUGUCGGAUCUCAAGCAGAAGCUCUCGACCUCCGAAUACGCCGAUACCCCCGCAGAGCGUCAGCGCCUGAUCUACUCGGGUCGGGUUCUGAAAGACAACGAGACACUGGAAACCUACAAGAUUAAGGAUGGCCACACUAUUCAUUUAGUGAAGAGUGCCCAGAGUAACCAACAGCGCCAGAAUGCAGCUGCUCAGCCUGCUACUGCGGCCGCUGGUACCCCGAAUCCCGCGGCAGCUGGUGUCCCAACCAACCUCGCCGCUGGUACUGGAAACAACCCACUCGCUGGUUUGACUGGUGCACGCUACGCUGGUUUUGCGCAGCUCCCUAACCAGGGCCUCUUUGGUCCUGAUGGUGGGAUGGGCCCUCCUCCCGAUACCGAUACGAUGCUGAACAUGCUCGAGAACCCCCAAUUCCAAUCGAGUCUUAAUGAAGCCCUGCAGAACCCCGCUAUGAUCGACAUGAUGAUCCAGCAGAACCCCAUGCUCCGCGACAUGGGGCCUGGAGUGCGCCAGAUGUUUGAAAGCCCCGAGUUCCGCCGGAUGUUGACCGACCCCAGCAUGCUCCGUCAAAUGACGCAAAUGCAGCGGGCCAUGGGUGGUGGAAUGGGUGGUGGUGAAAGUGCAUUCCCCGCCCCGGGUGUGACCAACACGACUGCUUCGGAGAACCAAGGCUCUCAACAAAAUGCAGCCAAUCCAUUUGGACAGACGCCUCAGAACCCUCUCGGAAACCCUUUUGCUUCUAUCUUUGGAGCCGGAGGUAACCCCUUUGGCGCCCCUCCAGCUGCACCAGGCACCACUCAGCCAGAGGGCGCAGAAGGUACAGAUCGAUCCGCUACCGAGGGACAAAACCAGCAGCCUCAGAACCCAUUUGCUUCAUUACUUAACCCGGCUCUCUUUGGAAACGCUGGUGCUGGUGCUGGUGCCGGUGCCGGUGCCGGUGCGGGCGCGAACAUGUUUAAUCCCCAGGCAAAUCCUUUCCUGCGCGAUCCUGCGCUCCUUUCUCAGAUGAUGCAGGGUAUGGGACAAGGUGGAGAAGGUGUCGGCGCAAACCCUUUUGCUGCGAUGCUCGGUGGUGGUGGUGGCUUUGGUGCCCCUCAGCCUCCAGACAACCGACCACCAGAGGAGCGCUACGCCGACCAGCUCCGUCAGUUGAAUGAUAUGGGAUUCUUUGAGUUUGAGAGGAAUAUCCAGGCAUUGCGCCGUUCUGGUGGCAGUGUGCAAGGAGCUGUGGAGUACCUUCUAAGCGGAUAA
This is a messenger RNA of Penicillium antarcticum, 1353 nucleotides long. RefSeq names its product ubiquitin domain-containing protein DSK2. The record is from RefSeq and is a predicted model, not a curated record. Gene Ontology annotation, biological process: ubiquitin-dependent protein catabolic process. Gene Ontology annotation, cellular component: cytosol. Gene Ontology annotation, molecular function: polyubiquitin modification-dependent protein binding. The transcript has 2 exons. The coding region runs from base 1 to 1353 and encodes 450 amino acids. NCBI's taxonomy places the organism in Eukaryota, Fungi, Ascomycota, Eurotiomycetes, Eurotiales, Aspergillaceae.